AUGGCGAUUGAAAUAUCUGCCGGCAUUUCAAAGGGCGACAGAAGCCAAGUGUCUGAGGGGUCGCGCAGCUGGGUGGCGUGCCUGGCGAGCGCCGCCGUCACGCUCUCACCUCCUCAAACCCCCGAGUCACCAUCACCUCCUCAAACCCCCGAGUCACCAUCACCUCCUCAAACCCCCGAGUCACCAUCACCUCCUCAAACCCCCGAGUCACCAUCACCUCCUCAAACCCCCGAGUCACCAUCACCUCCUCAAACCCCCGAGUCACCAUCACCUCCUCAAACCCCCGAGUCACCAUCACCUCCUCAAACCCCCGAGUCACCAUCAGCCGCACCAUCACCAGCGAUCACAAUAAGAGACUUGGGGUCCGAUGGCCGGUGGCAUGCGAUAUAUGCAUCGUCUUCCCGUGUUAUAGCAACCAAUUUCCUCGCCAUUAUGGUUGAGGCGACGUCAUCUAGGUUUCCCGGACGCACAUGA
Penaeus monodon (black tiger shrimp) is the source of this 474-nucleotide messenger RNA. Its product is annotated as sulfated surface glycoprotein 185-like. The transcript has 2 exons. The record is from RefSeq and is a predicted model, not a curated record. Bases 1 to 474 code for a protein of 157 amino acids. NCBI's taxonomy places the organism in Eukaryota, Metazoa, Arthropoda, Malacostraca, Decapoda, Penaeidae.